AUGGUGAGCGGCGAGGGAAAGAAUGACGGCGACGGGUAUGAUUCGCCUGUACAGGCAUACACACCUGUGUCGGUCAAGGACCGCAUAGCCGAGUAUAGCAAACGUACGAAAGGCAGAGCGUCGCCAAUCGUUCCUGAUCGCCGUGCUCGCGGUUUUUCGUCGGCGUCUGCCGGUGGAAUCCAGCCUCCGAAGACCGACGGCGGCGAUGUUGCGUUGGUAGCGCCGGCCGAAGCGUCUCCAAAAUCGCAGAACCGGACGCAAUCUACAGCUCGUAAGCUGAAGGCUCCAGAUAAAGACGAUUACCGCGACCUUUCGGCGCGCCCCGCCCGUAUUUUUGUGGGCACUUGGAACUGUGUCUACCAGGAACCGGAGGAGUCUGUGAUCCUAAAGCCCCAACAAAAAGACUCGAGCUGGAGUGAUCGUCUGAUUCACACUGCGGAAUCGGUAUCUCAGUGGCUGGGCCACGUUUUUUUCCGUCCCGGGCGCGACCACGGCGACGGCGCUACCGAUGCCGGCGGAAGUGACACCCACGACACCCGAAAUCAGCCAGACCCGCACCCUUCAGAUGUCAAGAGCACAAUCGCAGAUGUCAACGACAGCCGCAGUUCAUCUCCAGAAAAGGUCACGUCGAGUUGGCUGAAGGGUUGUGCGAAGGCUGCUUCGCCGGGCGCAGUUACCACCGUCAGCGACGGUGAUACGCCUGAAAUCUGCAGCGCAGUUGACUCGCCCGAAGUAAGCGUGGAACCCUCCAUGGAGAAACCGAAUGGCGUCCGCGAUGGCGCCACUGGCGUGUCUGCGGGGUGCGAAGCGUCGUCGUCGGGUGUUCCGCAGACGCUUCGCCAGGCACCAACUGUUACGUUUGGCAAUCAUCACGAGGCGUCAACUUCCGAUUGUUCAACUGCCCCUUCCCCAUGCUCACGUGCCACGGGCAAAUCGUCCAAAGUUGAGAACGUCUCCCCGAGGCCCGCACUGGCCCGUUUGUCGAGGAAUAGCAAGCUUGGCAAAACGCCAACCGACUGCCCGGCUAUACCGGUGCUAUUGCGUCAGUCAACAUUCCAGCUGAAGCCUCUGACCGUGGAUGACGAGGAGCCUCUGCGGGACUGGAUCCCCGCCGGCUAUGACGUGUACAUCAUAGCACUGCAGGAGACGCUUUCGUGCAGCAUGUUUGUAUCCAUCACCAAGUAUCUGCAGCGUCAGUCUAAGGAAGAGCUGGUGCGCGUGCCGCUUGAUGAGUACAAGUUGUCCGGUUAUGGCGAUGGCGCGUUCCUCCACACGAAGAGCACGAGCAUCGCCGUGUGGGUGCGCAAGUCGUUGCUAGACUCAGGCAUGGCAAAAGUUGACGCAUCCAAGGCCAUUCCGCUCAGCCGAAUCAAUCGCAGCAAGGGCGUCGUGAGCUUCCGCAUGUCCCUGUGCGGCCAGGUCAUCUGCGUGGUUGGCUGCCACCUCCCCACGAGCUACAGUGCGCGUGAGAAAGCCGCGACAUACAUCGUUCGUAAGCUAUGCGAUCUGUACGGCGGCCCAGGGUCGAACAUCGACGAGGUUUUCCACCACGUGCUUUGGACUGGCGACUUCAACUUCCGCGUGAGAAACGUCUCCGCAGAGGAGGCACUGGCGUUACUGAACGCGAAUCGCCUGCAGGAGCUGCUCUUCCACGACGAGUUGUACGGAGGUUCUGCGUCAUUGUUCUCAGCGAUGAAAUUCGAGGAGGGUGUGGUCCGUUUCUACCCCACGUAUAAGAAGCGCGACGACCGGGACGUGGCGGACUACUCGCGGGAGGGCUGGGCGGAUGCGGAAUACCACACCCGCUUCGAAACUCAGUGGUACAAAGGCGGGAAUGUCAAGGAGCGUGUUCCGUCGUGGACGGAUCGCGUGCUCAAGUGGUCGCUGCCUCCGCUGCGGACCUGCCUGCAGAUCGACGAAGCCACGUACUCAGCUGCGCAGCCUAAAGUGAAGAAUCUGCUGAUGACGAGCGACCACUCCCCUGUGGGCUGCGGUUUGGUGCUGUGGAAUCUGCGCAGCUCGGCCCACCUGCUUCCAAGGAAAAAUCUAGGUUCAACGUAUUAG
This is a messenger RNA of Babesia bigemina, 2064 nucleotides long. Its product is annotated as INOSITOL 5-PHOSPHATASE, putative. Lineage: Eukaryota; Apicomplexa; Aconoidasida; Piroplasmida; Babesiidae. Bases 1 to 2064 code for a protein of 687 amino acids. The record is from RefSeq and is a predicted model, not a curated record. Gene Ontology annotation, molecular function: phosphatase activity. The transcript has a single exon. Gene Ontology annotation, biological process: phosphatidylinositol dephosphorylation.